Molecule: messenger RNA, 1834 nt
Organism: Boleophthalmus pectinirostris (great blue-spotted mudskipper)
Lineage: Eukaryota; Metazoa; Chordata; Actinopteri; Gobiiformes; Gobiidae
Product: caspase-3-like
Exons: 9
Coding region: 548-1549 (333 amino acids)
Biological process (GO): positive regulation of apoptotic process; erythrocyte differentiation; neuron differentiation
Cellular component (GO): cytoplasm
Source: RefSeq, a predicted model, not a curated record
CCCGGCUGCUCCACUGGUCCCUGUCCAGGACCACCCCUGAACACAGCUGACUCUAACUCGUUCACAAUUGUAAUAAAGUAAGUAUGUGGAUGUGAAUUACACCACCACCAGGUCGAACAAAAGGGGACAGCUAAAAUGCAUAACGUGCAAAUACUGAUUUUUGUUCUAACCACAGACUGUAUGAAGAAGUGGACUAAGUAAAUGUGACAUCACCCACAGUGUUCUGCUCCAGUCAAAUGAAGCUCACAGAGGGUGGCAGUUACAGACUUGAAAUUUGGAGCCAAGUUCCAUAUUAGGAAAAGGAAUUGACUUAUGGACAAAAUAAGGAAACAAAAGCCCCAUAAUACUUAAUACUACCACAAUUUCAUGAUUUUUGUUCAAAACUUGUAUUACAGGCCAGCCUUUUAAGCCCUGCAUAUUUUUUCACUUUUGAUCGAAGAAAAAAUUAUUAUAAUUUACUGGUGCAUUGUGUCAUUUCCUGGUGAAGGGUCUGCCACCAUGAGAGACAGUAUUACAUUGCCUACAUUGUUCCACAGUAUGGUAUUAAAUGCAUCUAUCUCCAUGGAAACAAGAAGUUGGUGCCACCGGGCCAUGUUACAGGGUCAAGGCAAAUAAAGAGAAGAGCAGUGGCUUCACAGUUGACUCAGCAGAAAUCAUGGAUAACGAAAAACAAAUAAGACAAAACACAGAGGAUUCAGCCAAAAUAACCAAGGCCCAUGAAAAACUGAGCUGUGGGGAUGUAACUGAUGCAGGAAAGUUGCAAAUGGAGACCACCUCCUCUUCAGUGCGAGCUGUGCCGACCGUCCAGGACUCUGAGGAUCAGUGCAUGUACCAAAUGAACUUCCCCUGUGUCGGAGUCUGUCUGAUCAUCAACAACAAGUACUUUAAAGUAAUGGACACUCGAAAUGGCACAGAUGAGGACGAAGCCGCUGCGAAGGAAACAUUUGGGGCUCUGGGGUAUAAAGUCAUUGUGCACAAGGACCUCACUAAGAAAGAGAUGAAGCAGGAGCUGGAGAAAGUGUCUAAAGAGGACCACAGUGGAAACGCAUCCUUCGUUUGUGUGAUUUUGAGCCAUGGAAAAGAGGAAGGGAUCUGUGGGACAGAUGACAUAGUGACACUAGAAAAACUCACCAGAUACUUUAAAGGAGACCAAUGCAGGACUCUCAUAGGGAAACCCAAGCUCUUCUUUCUGCAGGUAUGCCGUGGUGAAAACUUAGAUUCUGGGACGACGGACAGAGACAUGGUCGACGCCACAGCGCUGCCCAUUACACAAAAGAUCCCAGUGGAGGCAGACUUCUUGUACGCCUACGCCACAGCUCCAGGGUACUACGCCUGGAGGAACUUUGAGAAAGGCUCCUGGUUCAUUCAGUCUCUGUGCGAGAUCCUGCUGAAAUAUAAACACCUGGAGCUGAUGCAGAUCCUGACCAGAGUGAACAGAAAAGUGGCCUUUGAGUUUGUGUCCUCCAACAGUAAUCCCAAAUAUGACGGAAAGAAAGCAGUCCCCAGCUUCACCUCCAUGUUGACCAAAGACUUCUACUUCCCAGAAUAGAUUUUAAGCAAUGGUCAAAUGUAACGAAGUAAAAGAGAUAAAGUACUGAUCUUAAGUAUACGGUUUAGGUAUCUGUACUUUACAAGUACAUUUUAAAGUGGAUACAUUUUACUUACUACUUUUCAUUUUACUUCCUUUACUUACUACUAUUACUUACAUUUUACUUACUACAUUUUAGAGCAAGUAUCUGUACUUUCUACUCCACUACAUUUUACUUACUACUGCAUUUUACUUACUACUACUACUUACAUUUUACUUACUACUACAUUUUAGGGCAGGUAUCUG